Molecule: messenger RNA, 1849 nt
Organism: Centropristis striata (black sea bass)
Lineage: Eukaryota; Metazoa; Chordata; Actinopteri; Perciformes; Serranidae
Gene: slmapb
Product: sarcolemma associated protein b
Exons: 10
Coding region: 87-1304 (405 amino acids)
Biological process (GO): regulation of voltage-gated sodium channel activity; protein localization to plasma membrane; regulation of membrane depolarization during cardiac muscle cell action potential
Source: RefSeq, a predicted model, not a curated record
AGUUGCAGAAGAGUUCUUCAUGCCAGGGACUGCUGUAGCCUCAGCACAUAGAGUAUUGUAGCUCCUGGACCCCCUAAGAUAAGCAAAUGGACGAGAAAGAGCUGAGUGAUCCUCUGAAUAACGUAUCAGUCAUUAAAGAUGACCUGACCAGGUCAAACAUGGGCUCCUCUGGUGACUCAGAGAAAAUGAUCCAGCACUUAAAUGAUGAGCUUCGGGAUGCCCAGGAGCUAGCUAAUACUGAGAAGCACAAAUGCAUUGAGCUACAAGGUAUCCUGCAGGAAGAGAGAAAAGAAAAUAAGAAACAAGCUGAUGAAUCUGCAAAUCAGAUAAAACAUCUUCAAGGCCAGCUGCGGCAGCUCCAAGAGGAAACGGGCAUCCUCAGAGAGCAGUUAGCUGUCUCCUCCAGUUCACCCGAUGAGCUACAAAGUGCACGUGAUGAGGUGAAGGCGCUGAAACGUGCCCUGGAGGCAGCCACUGCUGAGCGGGACAGAGACGUCGCUGCUAUUCAGGCUAACCUGGCAACCGCCUCGAAGGAUCUGGACAAAUGGCGUCAGACUGCCAACAAAUAUGAGCGUGAGAUUGACAACCUGCAGCGUGACCUUCAACAACAGAGCAAGCAGUGGCAGAAAACUGCAGAAAUACAAGCCGGCGAGCUGCAGUCCAUGCAGGCGGAGUGUAACGGUCUUCAGAAGGAGUGUUCUGUGCUGCGAUCAGAAAAACAAGACACGGUGAAUAAGCACCAGAAGGAAAAGAACAGUCUGCAAAGUGAGUGCGCUUCGCUCAGGGCAGAGAAGGAGGAACUCCUCAAGACUCACCAAAAAGACAAGGGCAACCUGCAGAGUGAAUGUGCAGCUCUGCGCUCUGAGAAGGAGGCGGUGCUGCAGAGACAGCAGCAGCUGGAGAAGGACCUUGCCAGUUCGCGUGCCCAGAAUGCUGAGCUGAGCAACAGCCUCAAAGCCCUGGAGAGAUCCCAGCAGGAGUUGGAGAAGAAGCUGGCGUCUUUGCAGCUCCAGCACCAGCAGGAUAGCUCUGAGCUGCAGACCCAACUAGAUGAAGCGGACAGCCGCAGCAAAGCCCUGCAGAGAGAGUAUGACGAGGCUAAGACGGAGCUGUCAGACCUAAAGGAAAAAUAUGAGACGACUGAGCAGGAGAAACAGUCGAUAAUGGAUGAAUUUGAGGCGUGCAAAGCCAGCAUGAAGGAAUUACAGGAGAAGGGGACAAAGACAUCCCUUUUGCUGCCUGUUCAAGCCAUAGUCAUCUGUCUUAUCCUGGCUUUGCUGUAUUGGUGCUUCGGCGCAUUGUAGUAGUAAGAAACUGUGGAUGAUCUGGGGGCCUGUGGCUGCUGUGGCUCUAACAGCUGUGACUGCCGCUAUGCUCUUCAGGACCUGAGGGCAACGUGCUCAAACACACACACACACAUACACACACACACACUCAGACAAGUGAAUCCAUAUUUGUCAUCAGAUUUCUCGGCACUGAAACUGAAAAACUUGCCCCCUUAUCAUAUCUGCACUAUUAAUUAGGAGGGCUCUUACUUAACACUGUUUAAUUUUUAAGAGUAUCUAUUUUAGAUGACAGAGACGUUAAUAAAAGAAUGUCAGUUUUGUGUGCAAAUGAACAAGUUUGUUUGUAUGGCUAAUAUUAUUUGGAGGAAAUCAAGUCGGGUCAUUUGUUUUGUUUACUAUCAUGACUUAUAGGAUUAUCCAUAAUGAAUGUAAAGAUACGCUACACACUUAGUUCUAAAUAUAUAUGAUGCUGAUGAUAUUUCAGAUGGAUCACUUGGAGUUUGAACCUCCCUUAAUGUAACACAUCUCUGUAACUGUCAGAAUAAUAAAUAUUGUCACAAUUA